Molecule: messenger RNA, 4338 nt
Organism: Gastrolobium bilobum
Lineage: Eukaryota; Viridiplantae; Streptophyta; Magnoliopsida; Fabales; Fabaceae
Product: pleiotropic drug resistance protein 1-like
Exons: 24
Coding region: 1-4338 (1445 amino acids)
Cellular component (GO): membrane
Molecular function (GO): ATP hydrolysis activity; ABC-type transporter activity; ATP binding
Source: RefSeq, a predicted model, not a curated record
AUGGAGGGUGGGGGUAGUUUUAGGAUUGAUAGUUCAUCAUUUUGGAGGAAUAGUGAUGCUGAGGAGAUCUUCUCUAACUCUUUCCACCGAGAGGAUGAUGAAGAAGCUCUCAAAUGGGCUGCCAUUCAGAAACUUCCUACUGUUGCGCGCAUGAGGAAAGGUUUGUUUACUUCACCUGAAGGGGAAACCACAGAGAUCAAUAUACAGGAACUUGGGUUGCAAGAAAGGAGAGCUUUGCUUGAAAGACUUGUGAGAAUUGCUGAAGAGGACAAUGAGAAGUUUUUGCUGAAGCUGAGGGAUCGAAUUAAUAGAGUUGGAAUUGAUCUUCCUACAAUAGAGGUUCGAUUUGAGCACUUGAACAUCGAAGCAGAAGCUCAUGUUGGAAGCAGAGCUUUGCCUACCUUCACCAACUUCAUGGUUAAUAUAGUGGAUGGCCUGUUGCACUCCCUUCAUAUACUUCAAAGUAGAAAACAACAUAUAAAUAUUCUCGAGGAUGUUAGUGGAAUAAUAAAGCCUGCCAGAAUGACAUUGCUUUUGGGUCCUCCAAGUUCUGGAAAAACCACACUCCUAUUGGCCUUGGCUGGAAAACUUGAUUCAAAAUUGAAGUUCUCUGGAAAGGUGACUUAUAACGGUCAUGAGAUGAAUGAGUUUGUACCCCAAAGAACUGCUGCUUAUGUCAAUCAAAAUGAUCUUCAUAUUGGAGAAAUGACGGUCAGAGAAACCUUGGCCUUUUCAGCAAGAGUCCAAGGAGUUGGGCCUCGUUAUGACUUGCUAGCAGAAUUGUCAAGAAGAGAAAAAGAGGCAAAUAUCAAGCCUGAUCCAGAUGUUGAUGUCUACAUGAAGGCGGUAGCAACUGAAGGCCAGAAGGCAAAUUUGAUAACAGAUUAUGUCCUAAGGGUUUUGGGACUAGAGGUCUGCGCUGAUACUGUUGUAGGAAAUGCAAUGUUAAGAGGUAUCUCUGGUGGACAAAGGAAACGCGUUACAACAGGUGAAAUGCUAGUUGGACCAGCUAAAGCUCUUUUCAUGGAUGAGAUAUCUACUGGUUUGGAUAGCUCAACAACUUUUCAAAUUGUGAAUUCACUAAAGCAAUAUGUCCACAUUCUCAAAGGAACCGCAGUUAUCUCACUCCUGCAGCCACCACCAGAGACUUACAAUCUUUUUGAUGACAUUAUUCUACUCUCUGAUAGUCACGUUGUGUACCAAGGUCCCCGUGAGCAUGUGCUUGAAUUUUUUGCUUCAAUGGGUUUUAAAUGUCCUAAUAGGAAAGGUGUGGCAGACUUUUUGCAAGAAGUGACAUCAAGGAAAGAUCAAGAGCAGUACUGGAUACACAAAGAUCAACCUUAUAGAUUUGUCACAGCCAGAGAGUUUUCUGAAGCCCUUCAGACAUUCCAUGUUGGAAGAAACCUUGAGGAGGAACUUGCCACUGAAUUUGACAAGUCUAAAAGCCACCCAGCUGCUUUGACCACCAAAAAGUAUGGAGUGGGAAAAUGGGAAUUGUUAAAAGCUUGCUUAUCAAGAGAAUAUUUACUUAUGAAGCGCAAUUCAUUUGUCUACAUCUUCAAGUUUUGCCAACUUGCGGUAUUGGCAAUUAUUGCCAUGACUAUUUUCCUCCGAACUGAGAUGCACAGAGAUUCUGUGACUCACGGAGGUAUAUAUGCGGGUGCAUUGUUCUAUGCCGUUGUUGUGAUUAUGUUCAAUGGGAUGGCUGAGCUCUCCAUGGUGGUUUCAAGGCUUCCUGUGUUCUACAAGCAAAGGGAAAAUCUCUUCUUUCCUCCAUGGGCAUUUGGUCUUCCUGCAUGGAUCCUAAAAAUCCCCAUGACCAUUGUGGAAGUGGGGGUUUGGGUAUUCCUUACCUACUAUGUCAUUGGUUUUGAUCCAUAUGUUGGAAGAUUUUUUCGGCAAUACCUUCUUCUAGUACUAGUAAACCAGAUGGCUUCUUCAUUAUUCCGAUUCAUUGCAGCAGUUGGGAGGGAAAUGACAGUGGCUUUAACAUUUGGGUCUUUUGCAUUGGCCAUCCUUUUUGCUAUGAGUGGUUUUGUCCUAUCAAAAGACAAUAUAAAAAAAUGGUGGCUAUGGGGCUUCUGGAUAUCACCUAUGAUGUAUGCACAGAAUGCCAUGGUAAAUAAUGAGUUCCUUGGGAAGAAAUGGACACAAGUUCUUCCUAACUCAACGGAACCACUAGGAGUUGAAGUUUUGAAAUCCCGUGGGUUCUUCACUCAGUCAUACUGGUACUGGAUAGGUGUUGGAGCUAUGAUUGGAUAUACAUUACUUUUCAACUUUGGCUACAUCCUUGCUCUCACUCACUUGAAUCCACUCGGGAAGCAUCAAGCUGUUAUAUCAGAGGAACCUCAAAACAAUGAGCAGAAUGGUAGUAGUAAAAAAGGAACUAACAUUUUGAAGCACAAAAAUAGAGGUACUUCAUCUCAUAGAAGCACCUCUUCUCGCACUUCAUCCACCAGGCAAGAACCAGUUGCUGCAGAGGAAAAUCAUAACAGAAAAAGAGGAAUGGUUCUUCCUUUUGAACCACAAUCCAUCAGCUUCGAUGAAGUAACAUAUUCCGUCGACAUGCCACAGGAAAUGAGGAACCGAGGUGUUCUUGAGGAUAAAUUGGUUCUUUUGAAGGGUGUCAGUGGAUCUUUUAGGCCAGGUGUUCUUACUGCUCUAAUGGGUGUCACUGGUGCUGGCAAAACAACUCUGAUGGAUGUGCUUGCUGGUAGAAAAACUGGGGGGUAUAUUGGGGGGAACAUCACAAUCUCUGGGUAUCCAAAGAAGCAAGAAACAUUUGCAAGGAUUUCUGGGUACUGUGAGCAAAACGAUAUCCACUCUCCUCAUGUUACUGUGUAUGAAUCCUUGCUCUAUUCAGCAUGGCUCCGAUUAUCCCCAGACAUCAAGGCAGAAACCAGGAAGAUGUUCAUUGAGGAAGUCAUGGAACUAGUGGAACUGAAACCACUAAGGCGUGCAUUAGUUGGAUUGCCUGGUGUUAAUGGUCUGUCAACAGAGCAACGCAAAAGGUUGACUAUUGCAGUUGAACUUGUGGCAAAUCCUUCUAUAAUAUUCAUGGAUGAGCCAACUUCAGGGCUAGAUGCAAGAGCUGCUGCUAUUGUUAUGAGAACAAUUAGGAACACAGUAGACACUGGAAGAACAGUUGUCUGCACCAUCCAUCAACCUAGCAUUGACAUAUUUGAAUCUUUUGAUGAGUUAUUGCUAUUGAAGCAAGGAGGGCAAGAGAUAUAUGUGGGGCCACUUGGAUAUCAUUCUUCCCAUUUAAUUAGUUACUUUGAGGGAAUCGAAGGUGUCAGUAAGAUUAAAGAUGGCUAUAAUCCGGCAACAUGGAUGUUGGAAGUCACAACUUCAGCAAAAGAAAUGGAAUUGGGGCUUGAUUUUGCGGAGGUGUACAAAAAUUCAGAGUUAUACAGGAGGAACAAAGCACUUAUUACUGAAGCGAGUACUCCAGCUCCUGGUUCAAAAGACCUUUAUUUUCCUUCACAGUACUCAAGAUCAUUUUUGACCCAAUGCAUAGCUUGCUUAUGGAAACAACAUUGGUCUUACUGGCGCAAUCCUCUAUACACUGCCGUAAGAUUUCUUUACUCAACCGCUGUAGCAGUUUUGCUUGGGAGCAUGUUUUGGAACCUUGGCUCCAAAUUUGAAAAGCAACAAGAUCUUUUUAAUGCCAUGGGCUCAAUGUAUGCUGCUGUUCUCCUUAUUGGUAUUAAGAAUGCUAAUGCAGUGCAGCCAACGGUUGCUGUUGAACGAACAGUCUUUUAUAGGGAAAAAGCAGCAGGAAUGUAUUCAGCCUUGCCAUAUGCUUUUGCUCAGGUUCUAAUUGAGAUACCAUAUGUUCUUGUACAAGCUGUGGUAUAUGGCAUUAUAGUUUAUGCAAUGAUUGGUUUUGAGUGGACUGUGGCUAAAGUUUUCUGGUACCUAUUCUUCAUGUAUUUCACAUUCCUAUACUUCACCUACUAUGGCAUGAUGGCAGUGGCAGUGACCCCAAACCAACACAUUUCCACUAUAGUUUCCUCUGCAUUCUUUGCAGUAUGGAAUCUCUUCUCAGGAUUCAUAGUUCCACGACCGAGAAUCCCAGUAUGGUGGAGGUGGUACAGUUGGGCAAAUCCAGUGGCUUGGAGUUUAUAUGGAUUGGUUGCUUCACAGUAUGGAGACAUAAAGCAAAGCAUUGAUACCAAUGACGGAAGGGCAACAGUGCAAGACUUUGUGAGACGUUACUUAGGUUUUAAGCAUGAUUUUCUGGGAGUGGUUGCAGCAGUGAUUGUUGCAUUCCCAGUAGUUUUUGCAGUGGUCUUUGCCAUAUCAGUGAAGAUGCUUAAUUUCCAACGACGUUAA